Messenger RNA from Hemibagrus wyckioides, 4125 nucleotides. It is a transcript of the gene irak1, whose product is annotated as interleukin-1 receptor-associated kinase 1. Gene Ontology annotation, biological process: signal transduction; protein phosphorylation. The transcript is spliced from 14 exons. The record is from RefSeq and is a predicted model, not a curated record. Gene Ontology annotation, cellular component: plasma membrane. The coding region runs from base 414 to 2408 and encodes 664 amino acids. Gene Ontology annotation, molecular function: protein binding; ATP binding; protein kinase activity. Lineage: Eukaryota; Metazoa; Chordata; Actinopteri; Siluriformes; Bagridae.
UGGUGUGUUUGACAAAUCAGUUUCAUAAGGAAAGGUGAAGCUCGUGUCCUUUCUCAUAUUAUGUGAGGGAAAGGGGAAGUGCGAACGAAGCUGCCUGUAUACACACCGAUCUAUAGCUGAAAGAAAGAAAAAGAAAGAGAGAAAACAUUUGUCCAAACAUGACACGGGGACAUGGAUUAGAGGCUGGAGACCUUGCCAAAGCUGAAAUUUUUAACCGGUUAGUCAGACAAGUCGGAGAAAUCAUCGGAGAGUCGAUACUGCUCAGGUUUACUUAGUCAUUUUCCCUUCAGCCUGUUGGAGUGUGUAUUUUCCACACAGCCCUAAAUGACGGGGUUAGUAAGGUAGUUAACUCUGCCUGGGUACCGGGAUCAGCUUUUCUACGAGCUCUUCACCUAUUUUUCUUUUACUUAGACAUGUCAAAUCUCACCUUUAACACCGAUUAUCUUUAUAAUUUACCCGCGGCUGCUGUUCAUGAGUUCACGCGUGUCAUGGAUUCACUCCCGGAUUUCGACUGGCAGAGAUUUGCUUCCCGAGUAAUAUGUGACCAGACAGAGCUUCGGCUUGUGCAGCAGAGCAGCAGGCGGACGGAAACACUAAUGCACAAGUGGGGAUGCAGGAACGGGACGGUCGGAGAUCUCCUAACUGUCCUGCAAGAUCUGGAGCUGUUGAGACCUCGGGAUAUCAUUCUUAAAUCACGGCGUAUUCCACAGCCAAGUCCUGUCUCCACCUCCUCCAGCUCCCUGCCACCACAGAGCUUCAGCCGCAACAGCUCGCCAUCGUCAUCCUUAUUUACCCCCAUUAAAGACGCCACUCGGUCCCUUCCCAUUAUAGAUAGCAAGCUUCAAUCCAAACCUGGACCUCCAUCCCCUGAUCUGAACAGAACAUGUCCCUGUAUGCCGUCGACCGUUUUAAAAGAAGAAAAGAAAGAAGAGCGUUCUUACGAUAGCUGUGCAGCUCAGCCGCUCCUCUUCACGACUGUCAUGUGCUGGCCGUACGAGGAAGUGCAGCGAGGUACAGACAAUUUCUCCGCCGCCAGGCAGAUCGGAGAGGGAGGCUUCGGCCACGUGUACAGUGCCUCCAUGAGGAACACUGACUUUGCUGUGAAGAGGCUCAAAGAGCAGGAUUCCCAUAUGGGUUGGAGUGUGGUGAAGGAAAGUUUUCGGACCGAGGUGGAAAGACUCUCGCAAUACAGACACCCGAACAUAAUGGACCUGAUCGGUUACAGUGUAGGAGGUGGAACCUACUGCCUUAUCUACGGGUACAUGCCCAGCGGUUCUCUAGAGGACCGGUUGCGCUGUGAGCAUGGCUCUGCCCUCUCCUGGUCACAGCGUGUAAAGGUGGUGUUGGGUUCGGCGCAAGCCAUUCAGUACCUUCACUCCUGUUCUCCUGCUCUCAUCCACGGAGACGUGAAGAGUUCCAACAUUCUCUUGGGGGAACAUCUGGAGCCGAAGCUGGGAGACUUUGGCCUGGCGCGGUUGUGUCGUUGCCCCAGCAGAACCCCAGGGAAGACGAGCAGCGUGGCUCAGACCUCUACAGUGCGCGGCACCCUGGCGUACCUCCCCGACGAGUACCUGAAAGACGGCCAGCUGGGCAUGGAGAUAGACGUUUACAGCUUCGGAGUGGUGUUGCUGGAGGUGCUGACAGGCCGGAGAGCUUUAGAAACCAGCAACCAGUCGAAGAACAUCUACCUGAAAGACCUGGUGUCCGAACUGGAGGACGACGGGAGAAGUUACAGCAGAAAGAAGGACACUCGAGAGCUUUCCGGUUCACAUGCAGCGGAGAACAUCUGGAAGAACCAUCUGGAUCGUAGCCUGACGUCAGAAGGAACGUCUGGUCCUCACGGGUCAAAAGAAAUCGCUCAGCUGGCGUGUCGCUGCUUAGACCGCCGGAGAAAGAAAAGGCCUCCGAUGACCGAGGUCUUUAGAAGUCUUCAGGAAGUGCAUACAGGCUUGGAGACUUGCCACAGUACCGUCACAGUCAGAACGUCUCCUGCUUCUCCUCCUCCUCCUCAUCAUCUCUCUGGCCCGAAGCCUCUGCGCUCCGAUAACUCUGUGGACUCUCUCGCACAUCACUUCUCCAAACUCGGCCCUCAGGAGAACACUUUCUGCUGCUCGCACCACCACAGCUGCCCGCACCCUUCUUCCCCAGUGACUUGUUCAGAGGAGUCAGGAAGGAGAGAAGGAUCAUGGGACAGUCGCUGUUCCUCCUUUCGUGUGCCGUGUGAAUCAGAUGACGGAGUUAUUAUUAAUCCUGUCAGACAGCACUUGGUUGAGAAAAUGACACUUUACGAGGAAGGUCGAAUACUGACCUCAGACCUCUUCUCUUCUUCCGGUCCACCAAACAGAACGAUGAACACGCACCCACAGGAACCAGAGGAGAGCGACGAGUUUGCUAGCAGUUUAUUCUAGACCACUCCGACUCGCCUCUACCGACUAACUCCAACACUCGAGAGGAGACCGAGCGAAGGUGCUCAGCUGGUCAGGAUUUCCCAACACCAAAUGUUCUCAACACCAAAAUACACACCUACAGAAAUAUACAGAACAUUUUUUAAAACAUUGGAUGGAAAUUUCCUAGGUACUAGAACUGUGCUGCCUAUCCACUGGACAGUGCCUCCUGUGGGGGGGUGGGAUUUAAGUGGACACUUUAAUACCAAGUUCAAUCCUGGAUCCUGCAAAAUCUCCAGAUUUGGACAGAAAUCAUAGCUUUUUCAUCCUUCUGGAUGAAUGUAGACACUGUUACAGGACAGGACGGGUCAGACUGUAUCGCUGGACGUAAUAAUGGUCAGACUGUAUCGCUGGACGUAAUAAUGGUCAGACUGCAUCGCUGGACGUACUAAUGGUCAGACUGCAUCGCUGGACGUACUAAUGGUCAGACUGCAUCGCUGGACGUACUAAUGGUCAGACUGCAUCGCUGGACGUACUAAUGGUCAGACUGCAUCGCUGGACGUAAUAAUGGUCAGACUGCAUCGCUGGACGUAAUAAUGGUCAGACUGCAUCGCUGGACGUAAUAAUGGUCAGACUGCAUCGCUGGACGUAAUAAUGGUCAGACUACAUCGCUGGAGGUCAAAAUUUCAGAAACAGACGAGGGGUUUUGAAGCCAGGCUCGUUCUGGCAGACUUUAUACUGUGUCUGCAUUCAUUUUGAGCAGGUUUAAAACAUCUGACUGAUUUCGUAUGAACAGGUUUCUUCAAGUAAACAGUUUCUACAGUUUUUUUUUUUUUUUUUCCUACAUUAUAACAUUAUUUUUACAGAUUAUAUUACGCACGAAGAAGAAAUAUUAUCUUUCUCAAGUGUGCUGCGAUUUCGACACCGUUCCCAUCAUGAAUGCCGUCUUUAUGAUUUAGUCGGACCACAAACCCGUAGUAGAACAGUUUACUUUUUCUUUUUCCCUUCGGACCUUUUCCGCUUCACCCUUCACGCCGCGGCUCAGAGUUGGCCUGGGAGCCGAAUCGUUAUUACUUGUUAAAUUGCUGGAUUUACAAACUACACAAGGGAUUUCUUUUGUGAUGAAUAACUCUAUUCGCAGCAGGAGUUCAACUCGGUUCAGUGUCAUUUUUUUACCACCAAUGUCCAAGUUUACCACACUUAGUGCUGACUUUGCAGUUUUCUUUCCCUCUUUCUCUCUCUCUCUCUCUCUCUCUCUCUCUCUCUCACUUUGUCUCUCCUUCUCUCUCUCUCUCUCCCUCUCUGUUUCUUGCCCCCCCUCUCUUUCUUGCUCCCCCCUCUCUCUUUCUCAUUCCCCUUCCCCCCUCUCGUUUUCUCUCCCCCUCUCUCUCUCCCUCUCUCUCUCGUUCCCCCCCUCGUUAUCUCUCUCUCUGUCUCUCUCUCUUUCUGUCUCUCUCUCUCCUUCCCUCUCCAAAUCACUCUCUCUCACUCUCUCUCUCUCUCACUUUGUGUGUGUCUCUGUGCUAGAAGUGGGUAAUACCAACAAUAUCAUAUCAAAAAAUAUUUCUAUAAGCAUCACAAUGAUUGUUUUAAUAUGCCAACAUUUAUUUAAAUAAUUAAUUAAUAAUUUUAAUGAAUUUUUGCAGAUGGUAAAUAAAAAUUACCCUGAAUCCCCCCCCCCUUAAUCAGCUGCUUUCUGUCAAUGUUAUUAAAAUACUAACAAUACCUUUUAUUAAAAAAA